This is a messenger RNA of Dermatophagoides farinae (American house dust mite), 2097 nucleotides long. RefSeq lists its product as uncharacterized. Lineage: Eukaryota; Metazoa; Arthropoda; Arachnida; Sarcoptiformes; Pyroglyphidae. The record is from RefSeq and is a predicted model, not a curated record.
AAAUAGAAGGAAAUAUGUGAUCGAAAAAAUUCGAUUCCAAUAUUAAUGGUCCAACGAUGACGUGAUUGAUUUUAUCCGGAUUUUUUUUUUUUUGAUGGUAAAAAAGCUUUCGAUUUAUUUUUUCCGGGACAUUUUUUUUUUGAAGAUGAUGUGAAAAAAGGGCUAAAAUUAGAUAUUUGAUCAACAAUACACAAUAAUAAUAAAAAUAAAAUUUUCUUAUUUUUGUUGCUGUUGCUGUUGUUUUUGAAGAGAAAGUUUACCAAACGGCAAUUAAGAGGCGAAUGAGAGAGUCGAAUGGAAUGAAAUGGUCUGGGUGAUUUUCUUUUUUUUUUUUUGAAUAAGUCGUCACCGUCGUUCGGUUCAUUCGAACAUUUGCUAUCCAACCAUCAAUGUGUGCGUGUGUGUGUGUGUAUUUCGAUUUCGAUGAAUUUUCGAUAAACCAAAUGAUUUGAUCUGUGAUUUUGAUCAACAAUCUAUGAUGAUGAUGAUGAUGAUGAUGAAACAUCAAACAAUACAUUGCCUAAUGGCAAUGUUAUUUAUCACUAUAAUAACCAUAGUGAUUGAUCAAUCAAAUACUAGCCCCAUAACUAUAACAAAAAUAUUGGCCGGUAAAAAGAAAUUUAAAACAUAUUCACUUGGUAUUUCAUUUUUACCGACAUUGGUUAAAGUUAAACCAAAUAAAUUACAUUUAACCAUACGACAAAAUCAAUAUAUUCGUCCGAAAAAAUUCAAAAUGGAUGGUUCAUUACCUUUGAAAGUACCGACAAUUGUAAUGGCUAAACGCAAUCCAUAUGCAGAGCCACCAAAAGAUGUUGUGAUUAAUGCCGAUAUUGCACUUGGACCGGAAAAAUAUUCAAAAAAACCUAGCUAUGGUUAUGCUUCUUCAUCGGCUGCUGCUGCUUCAGAACCUGAACCAAUAAUUGAAACGAUUCCAUCAUCACAACCACAGCAACCAUUACCACCAUUGGAAAUUCCUAUACCGUUUCCAAUGGAAAAUCCUCCACCAACAAGCAUACAAUUCGAUGAUAAUAUUGGCCAACCACGAUUACCGCCACCAAUUGAUUUAAAUGAACAGAAACUUUUGCUACAGCAUGCAGCUGAAUCGAAUCAACAGGUGUCUGGGUAUGAUCAAAAUGAAUUAAUGUUAGCACCACCACCAGCACCAUUACCACCACCACCAGUAUUGCGACCAUUACCAUCUAAAUUUCCUAUGGAAAUACCGCAUUUACCGUUGCCAAAAGAAUACAAAUUUCAAGGCAUGUCUAAACAAUCAUCAAAAGAUAAACCAUUAGAAAUUCGACGAAGUUCAAAUCUACCUGAGCCAUAUCACCAUCAUCUUAUCAAUCGACAAGAAUCAGAAUCUUCUUUGUUACCACCACCACCACCACCAAUGUUCUUUCCGCCACCUCCUCAUCUACCUCCACCGCUCCUGAUGGCUCCAAUACAUCAGCCACCAAUGUUCCAACAUGCUCCGGUAUCACCAUCAACCAUACGUCGUAUACCAUGGGGUCCACGACGACCUGAUCAACAUAUGUUUCAUGAUUCUUCGCCUGUUUCUUCAGCCUCACAACCACAAAGUUCAAUCUCCAGACAGAUGGCAAUCGAAUUAACCGAUGUAACUUCUAUAGAUGAUCCAAUCGGGUCAACAAAUCAACAACAAAUAGAGAAAGAACAUCGACCAAUGAAAAUUAAUAUUGGUGAACAUUAUGAUCCGAAUAUGAUCUAUGUGGAUGAACAGACAAUACCAUCACAAUCACAAAUUGAUGAAUUAACGAAUAAUCCGGUUCCAAUGCAUGAUGAAGAUAUGGAUGAUGAUUCAUUUGGAUCAAAUCCAGUUGGACAACCUACAAAAGGUUUUAUACCGGAAUUAAUAACAGGCGAUGAUCUCAGCGAUACGGCAAUGGCCGAAUCAUCCAUACAAUAUGUAAAAAAAUAUGGUGGAAAAAAUAAAUAUUAUAAGAAGAAAAAUAUGGCAAUGAUGGUCCAGAUGAUUUUCGUAUUGAAUUCAAUCUAAGUGGACCACAUGGUGGACCAAUGGUACCAUAUGGUUAUGGUGAUGAUCAAGAUCAAUUGAAUAAACAAUUGAAUCAAAUACAA